This is a messenger RNA of Aspergillus sclerotioniger CBS 115572, 988 nucleotides long. Its product is annotated as HAD family hydrolase. The transcript has 4 exons. Gene Ontology annotation, molecular function: beta-phosphoglucomutase activity; sugar-phosphatase activity. The record is from RefSeq and is a predicted model, not a curated record. NCBI's taxonomy places the organism in Eukaryota, Fungi, Ascomycota, Eurotiomycetes, Eurotiales, Aspergillaceae. The coding region runs from base 26 to 745 and encodes 239 amino acids.
GAUCUCUGAUUCACAGCAUCCCACAAUGUCACAUGAAAGUAACAUACCUGGGGGGAGUGCAUCACAUGUGUUUGCAGGGGUCCUACUGGACUUCGACGGCACCAUUAUUGAUUCGACAGAGGCUAUUGUGGAGAAUUGGAAGAGAGUCGGCCUUGAAUUGGGAAUCGACCACCAGGAGAUCCUUCGCACAUCACACGGAAGACGCAGCAUCGAUGUUCUGCAACAGCUAGAUCCCACAAAGGCGAACUGGGAAUAUGUCAGCGCCAUGGAAGCCAGAGUUCCCUUUCUUUGCAAAUCACCUGCUGUCGAAAUCCCCGGGGCCCGCAGGCUACUCGAAUCGUUAGACAGACACCAGAUCCCCAAUGCCAUCGUGACAUCCGGCACAAGAGCACUGUUAGACGGAUGGUUAAAGGUUCUUCAGCUCCCACAACCACAGGAGGCCACUGUUGCAGAGGAUGUCAAGCUCGGAAAGCCUGAUCCAGAGGGGUAUUCCAAGGCACGGGCCAAGCUUUUGCUUUCGCAGAUUGAUGGAGGAUGCACAGAUGUUUUGGUCAUGGAAGAUGCCCCUGCAGGUAUACGGGCGGGGAAAGCGGCCGAGUGUAAGGUUUUGGCUGUUGCGACGACACAUGGUGUGGAAGAAUUGAAGGCUGCUGGGGCGGACUGGGUGGUCAAAGAUCAUCGGUCGGUGGAGGUAGAGGUGGGCCCUGACAGGGGGUACCGGUUUGUUUUUCAUCAGUUGCUAUAGAAUCGCGGAUAAAAAGAUAUGAUAUUAUAGAAACCGCAUCUCAGGUGAUGAUUGAGGUGAAGGCGGAAGGUAGACUACAUCAUGAUUCGAUCACCUGACUACCCAGCGAUUCAUGGCUAUUCAGUGCAAAGGGUUUGAGAGUGAACCUGUACAAAGUGGAUAUUCCGUGCGGUAUUUAUACCAGUUGGAGAGGUUGUCUGCCAGAUCGCGUUCGAAGUAGAACAUGAAUAGUACCACGAGGGC